This is a messenger RNA of Penicillium atrosanguineum, 1827 nucleotides long. RefSeq names its product MFS transporter. The record is from RefSeq and is a predicted model, not a curated record. Bases 1 to 1827 code for a protein of 608 amino acids. NCBI's taxonomy places the organism in Eukaryota, Fungi, Ascomycota, Eurotiomycetes, Eurotiales, Aspergillaceae. The transcript is spliced from 2 exons. Gene Ontology annotation, biological process: transmembrane transport. Gene Ontology annotation, molecular function: transmembrane transporter activity.
AUGGCGGCCGACGAUCAGGAGUUCCAUGCUUCUGAAAAGAUCGAGCACACUGCCCCCACCAAGAUUCCAUACUUCCGUCUGGUCUUUGAUCAGGGCGUCGUGACACAGGAAAUUAUCGACUACCCUUACCCCGGCUCCGGUACAGAAGACGACCCCUAUGCUGUGACAUGGAUUCCCAACGACCCGCGCAACCCCAUGAACUUCAGCGAGUUCAAGAAAUGGUCCUUUACGAUGCUUGUCGCUAUUGCGACGCUGGCUGUGGCGCUGGUUUCCUCAGCCUAUACUGGAGGUGUUGAAGAGAUUAUGGCGCAGUUCAGCAUUGGAGAGGAACUGGCCACGCUCGGUGUCUCGCUCUUCGUCUUGGGUUUCGCUAUCGGACCGCUGCUCUGGGCUCCUUUGAGUGAGUUGUUUGGCCGCCAGAUCCUCUUCUUCACCACCUACGCCGCCCUUACUGCCUUCAAUGCUGGUACCGCUGGUGCCCAGAAUUCCUGGACCCUGAUCAUUCUUCGUUUCUUCGCCGGUUCCUUUGGAUCUUCACCUCUCACCAAUGCCGGAGGUGUCAUCGCUGAUAUGUUCCACGCUAAGCAGCGAGGUGUUGCGAUGAGUGUCUUUGCUGCUGCACCUUUCCUCGGUCCUGUCCUCGGUCCCAUCAUUGGUGGUUUCCUCGGUAUGAACGCCGGCUGGAGAUGGGUCAUGGGCUUCCUGGCUGCUUUCUCGGGCGCUGUCUGGAUUAUCGGCACUUUGCUUAUUCCGGAGACCUAUGCGCCUGUGCUUCUGCGCAAGCGUGCCGAGAGGCUCUCUAAGCUCUCGGGCAAGGUCUACCGCAGCAAAAUUGAGAUUGACCAAGGUAAGGUUGCACUGAAGGAUUCGUUCAAGAUUGCGUUGUCUCGCCCGUGGGUUCUCCUGUUCCGCGAGCCCAUUGUCUUCCUGUUGUCUUUGUACAUGGCUAUCGUGUAUGGUACCCUCUAUAUGAUGUUUGCCGCUUUCCCGAUUGUCUACCAGCAAGGACGCGGCUGGAACCAGGGUGUUGGAGGUUUGGCUUUCCUGGGUAUCAUGGUCGGCAUGCUAGCUGCUGUGAUAUACAGCCUUUGGGACAACAAGCGGUAUAUCAAGACUCAGGAUAAGCAUGGCGGAUUCGCACCCCCAGAGGCCCGCCUCCCACCUACAAUGAUUGCUUCUAUCUGCAUUCCUGUCGGUCUGUUCUGGUUUGCGUGGACCAACUACCCCUCCAUCCAUUGGAUCGUCAGUAUCAUUGCCGGUGCGCCGUUCGGAUUUGGAAUGGUGCUUGUCUUCCUCGGUAUCAUGAACUAUCUCAUCGACGCCUACACCAUCUUCGCUGCCUCCGUUCUGGCCGCCAAUUCUGUUCUGCGUUCCCUCUUCGGUGCCGCUUUCCCAUUGUUCACCACCUACAUGUUUAACAAUCUGGGUAUCCACUGGGCCUCCUCAAUCCCCGCCUUCCUCGCUCUCGCCUGCGUGCCCUUCCCUUUCCUGUUCUACAAGUACGGUAACGCGAUCCGUCAGCGCUGCAAGUUCGCCGCUCAGUCAGAGGCAUUCAUGCGCAAGAUCCAGGAACAGGCCAAGGCCGGUCCCGAGGAGGAGGAGAAAGAGGAAGUCAAGUUCGAUCGCACCGAGGCCCCUGUGCCAGAGGAAUCGCUGUCGAGCGAGUCCGACUCCCAUGUUGACGCUCUGCCGACUGAACGCAUCCGCAGCCGUGCUUAUUCGACUGCUUCUGCUUGCACUGCCGCAAGCACAUUGCAUCGUGCCCCCACCUACGAAGGCAACCCGUACGAUGUUGAUAGAGUCAACACUCGCGAGUCCUUCAAAUAA